Poeciliopsis prolifica (blackstripe livebearer) is the source of this 2550-nucleotide messenger RNA. It is a transcript of the gene lratd2a, whose product is annotated as LRAT domain containing 2a. The transcript has a single exon. The record is from RefSeq and is a predicted model, not a curated record. The coding region runs from base 567 to 1391 and encodes 274 amino acids. NCBI's taxonomy places the organism in Eukaryota, Metazoa, Chordata, Actinopteri, Cyprinodontiformes, Poeciliidae.
UGCGACUGUUUCUUUUAUAUCUGACGGUGUAUUGAAACUACAGCAACCGCCUGUUCAGACAGCAGCAGCUGUGUAAAGACCUGAGGGGGAAAUUUACGCGCACUUCCGCUUUAAAGGCGAAGCAGCGUCCUGCACGAGAGAAUCGCUGUUCACACACCGAGCCGUCAUCAGAUCAGAUCCGCCUUCAGUCCCGACGCCAGGCGGCUGGAUCUGCCGCUCCUCGCGCGCCGCUGGAGGAAAACACGCAGUCUGUGCUUCUUUUUGGAGGGAUUUUCUUUUAACAUUUUCACAGGAACUUUACGCAGGAAAACCACCGGGUUACACCUGCGUGCGUGCUCUGGUGGCUGACUCUAAACCCACUUUGUAUUCUCUCCUAGACCCCACUUGUUGACGGGGCGCCGAGAGGCUCUCCCUCGAUUCUUAUGCGUAAUCUGGAUCUAACUGUGUCAGACCGGGGAAGUUUCGAGCAGCGCGGUUUCCUGACAGACGGCUACGAUGGGAGGUGAUCGGUAACAGCCCUCGGCGUCGGAUUACACAGUCAGGCUGCUGCCAGGUAAAGCAGCAGGAUGGGAAACCAGAUGGACAGGCUGUCACAUCUAAGUUACGCAGAAGUUCCCACGGUGGACCCGAAUGGCGUGGACACGGACGACGGUCCGCGGAUCGGAGUGUCUUACAUCUUCUCAAGCGACGACGACGAGCUGGAGGACGGAUGCGCGGUGGACGGCGGACAAAAACGCGCAAACGAGGAAGAGAAAAACUACGAUCCGCGCGACGAGGUGGAGUGCGCUGUCUACAACAGAGAGGAGUGCAUCUACGAGAAGAGCGCCAAGUGCGCAAACCUGGAGGUCUACUCCCCGGAGAACCUACUCAACAAGUGCAAGGCGGGGGACCUGGUGGAGUUCGUGGCCACGGGUCAGUACCCGCACUGGGCCGUGUACGUCGGGGACUUCCAGGUGGUGCACCUGCACAGAGCCGAGGUGAAAAACAGCUUUCUGACCGACGCCGGCCAAGGGAGGAGGUGCCGGAUCGUGAACGACUGGUACAAACUGAAACCCCUGUGCGCAGAAGUGGUGGUGCAGAACGCGAUGGAGCAGGUGGGGCUGAAGGACCGGGAGUUGAGCUGGAGGAACUCGGAGAGCUUCGCCGGCUGGUGCAGGUUCGGCAAGCGAGAGUUCAAGAUGGGCGGGGAGAUCCGGAUCGGCAAGCAGCCCUACAGUCUGAAGGUGUUCGUGUCGGACAAACAAUCCCACGUGUUGGAGUUUCAGAGCUUGGAGGACGUGAUCAUGGAGAAGCGGAGGAACGACCACCUGGGCAGGACAGCCGUGCUGCGGGAGCUGGCGGCGCAUUUCAGAGGCGUGGAGGAGAUGAAAAGUGAGAUGGGAGCGGAAUGAUGUCAGUUCCCCAACAUAUCUGUUACACCGAUCUCCUGAAUCCGUAGCAAUCCUCAUUAAUGUUUCAGGUCUUUGCAAAAACAAAAACAACAUUUCACACCCCUGAAGUUUUACACACUGUGUCACAUUGCAGCCAAAAACUUCUGUUGUAUAGGCCAGCUCAAAGGAGCACGUAAUUGUGAAGUAGAAGGAAAAUCAUACAUAAUUUUAAACCAAAAGUGUGAGAAAUUAAAGGCUUAUUCAUUUAGCCUCGCAAGGUCCCUGAUAUAGAAUUAAAAAAUUAGUCCAGAAAUUAACCUUUUGACUUGGAUGCAAAAGGGUUCAUCUCACCUCACCACUGUCAAACAUGGUAGUGGCAGCUUCAUGCUGUGGGCCUGUUUAGAUCUAGCAGGGAGAAGGAUUUGGUCAUGGUUAAUGAGGAGCUGACAUUGCAGGACAUUCAAAGCACAGAGAUGUUUUAGAAUGGCCCAGUCAAAGUCAAGAGCUAAAGCUAAGAACAGUUAGCAGAGACGUAACCAAGAUUUUGCAGCAAAGCAUUUAUGCAAAGGGUUGAAUCACUUUCUGAAAAAAAAAAGGAAUACUAUCCUUCACUUUCCACUUCACAGUUAUGGACAUCUUUGUGUUGGUCUAUUUUAAAAUAAUAACCAAGCAAAUUGAAGUCAGUGGUUGUAAAGUCUCUACAUUUGAAAACAUUUAAGGGGUAUACAUUUGUUUGCAAGGCCCUGUAGGAAUAACUUCAGCAUUUAAUUGAUACGUGGACAUAGUUUUGGUCCGUGUUUUUGAAAGUUUAUAAUUUAAAUGCCUUAAAGUCUCAAUCAUAAUUUCACAACUCAAACAAAAAUGACUGAAUCAGCUGUUUAUUUUUGCUACAAAAUGCUCUCCACUCAUAGAAUGUAGUUUUAUAAAUUCAUCCCAAAGUGUCUGGAAGCAGGAUGAACACAUUCCUUCUAUUUAUAGAUCGUCUCAUUACUUGAUCCAGUUGAGAUUUAAUUUCAUGUCUCAGCUCUCUCAGGCUGCUGUGGAUUUUGUUUUUCAGCUUUUUUGGGUGGGUCGAACCCAGUGGCACACGUGGAGGAAGUGUUGUGGAUCAUUGUCUGUUAGACUGAUCAAACUCUGUGUUAACUGUUCCCAAAGUUUGAGUAAAUCAUGAGUCACUGUC